Penaeus vannamei (Pacific white shrimp) is the source of this 522-nucleotide messenger RNA. Lineage: Eukaryota; Metazoa; Arthropoda; Malacostraca; Decapoda; Penaeidae. The record is from RefSeq and is a predicted model, not a curated record.
AUGACAGGAAGAGGGCAGAAGAUAGUAGACCUGAUGAACAGGCGCAGGAUUAACAUCAAUUGUGUUCAAGAGACGAAAUGGAAAGGCUGCAAGGCGAGGGAAAUUGGAAAUGGUUUCAAAUUCUUCUACAAUGGGAGAGAUGGAAAAUGUAAUGGAGUUGGUAUUAUUCUGAAUGAUGACAUCAAGAAAGGCGUCUUGAGUGUGAAGAGGCAAUCAGAUAGGAUUAUCUGGAUGAGAGUGGAUCUUGAAGGGGAAAUUGUAAACAUCAUGAGUGCUUAUGCACCCCAAAUGGACUAUGAUGAAUACCUAGAGUAUUAUCUGAGGGAAAUUCCAAAGAGUGAAAGGCUAUGGAUUGGAGACUUCAAUGGCCACUGCGGAAGCAACAACAGAGGAAAGGAUACCAUCGGAAUAUAUGGAGUUGGAGUUAGCAACGUGGCAGGUGAUCAGUUGGUUGACUUUGCUAUGAGUUACAGCCCUCGAACAGUUAACACUUUCUUCAAGAAAGCAGAGCGGACAGGAUAA